Messenger RNA from Closterium sp. NIES-65, 2613 nucleotides. NCBI's taxonomy places the organism in Eukaryota, Viridiplantae, Streptophyta, Zygnematophyceae, Desmidiales, Closteriaceae. The record is from the annotation of a GenBank genome assembly.
AUGCUAACCUCUUUGAAUAUCUUUUUGAUUCUUUCUCUCCCUAUCCUUUCCCCGUUCCGGUUCCUCCUACGUCAGGUCGGUCUACCCAAUGUCGGCAAGUCAACGCUCUUCAACACGUUAACCAAGCUCUCCAUCCCCGCUGAGAACUUCCCCUUUUGCACCAUCAACCCCAACGAGGCUCGCGUCAAUGUACCUGACGACCGCUUCGACUGGCUCUGCCAGCUGUUCAAGCCCAAGAGCGAGGUCUCCGCCUUUCUGGAGGUGAACGAUAUUGCAGGGCUGGUGCGCGGAGCCAAUGAAGGGGAGGGUUUGGGCAACGCGUUCCUCUCGCACAUCCGAGCCGUUGAUGGCAUCUUCCACGUCUGCCGUGCCUUUGAUGACGCGGAUGUGAUUCACGUGGAGGAUACUGUUGACCCCAUCAGGGACCUGGAGAUCAUUCACAACGAGCUGCGGCUGAAGGACAUUGAGUUCAUGGAGCGAGCCAAGGAGGACUAUGAGAAGCAGCUCAAGCGCAGCAACGACAAGCAGCUCAAGAUCGACCACGAGCUCUGCCUCCGGGUGCUGGCGCAUUUGAAUGAGGGCAAGGAUGUGAGGCUGGGCGAGUGGAAGGCAGCUGACAUUGAAGUUCUCAACACCUUCCAGCUGCUGUCUGCCAAGCCAGUUGUCUACCUGGUGAAUCUGACGGAGAAGGACUAUCAGCGCAAGAAGAACAAGUGGCUUGCCAAGAUCCAUGGCUGGGUGCAGGAGCACGGGCAGGACCCCAUCAUCCCGUUCAGCGGAGUGUUGGAGUCGAAGCUGGCUGACAUGCCGGCCGACGAGGCUGCCACCUACUGCAAGGAGAAUGAUAUCCAGAGUGGUCUUCCAAAGAUCAUCAAGACGGGAUUCGCAGCCAUCAACCUCAUCUACUUCUUCACGGCUGGGCCUGACGAGGUGAGGUGCUGGCAGAUCCGCAAGCAGACCAAGGCACCGCAAGCAGCAGGGGCCAUUCACACUGAUUUUGAGAAGGGCUUUAUUUGUGCUGAGCACUCCACUGCUGCUCUCUUCCUCCCGCUGUUUCUUAUUCUUCCCAGUCGUGGCGCUUCAGAAGUCGUCUCCUCCGCUUUCGAGUCCAUGGCCGCGCUCAUACACUCUCCCCUGCCCACUUCUCCCCCUCCCCCCACCCCCCUCCACCGCCGCACCAUGCGUCCCUCAUUGUAUCCCAUCCCCCCGUAUCCCUCCUCCAUUCCGUCUCGCAACCCCGCCCCCACUUCCACCCGCGUCUCAAUCCAUCAGUCAUCAGCAUGCCUCAAGUCCGCCUUUGACCAGCGGUCAUCAGCAUGCCUCAAGUCCGACUUUGACGGCCGUGCUCUCACACUCUCCUCGCCUCUCGUCGCCGCGGCGCCCUCCAUCCGCCGCCGCGCCGCGGUCGCGUCAGCCGCUCCCCCCGCCGCCGCUGCCGCCGCGGUCUCAUCCGCAGCCCCCGCCGUCGCCGCGUCGUUAGCGCUCGAUGAUGACGUGGACGCGUCCAGCCGGCGGUACCCGCCGUUCGCGGCAUUCAGGAUCCACGGCACGGGCAGGAGAAAGACGGCCGUGGCGCGCGUGGGCCUCAUCGAGGGCAACGGGGAAAUUUUCGUGAACGGGCUGCCCCUGAACGAAUAUUUCCAGAACCAGGCGCUCAUGAUCCAGGCUGUCAAUUUGACGCUCUCAUCGCUGGGCAACGAGGUCAAGUUAGAUGUGGUGGUGAAGGCUCAUAUAGAGAUGCCUAUGCCGUCCCCUGAUUUCAUUUUCUCUCUGUUCCACCAUCUCUCUCCCAACUUUCCCCACCAGGCUGUCAAGCUGCCGCUGUCCUCUCUGGGCUAUGAGGGCAAGUACGAUGUGGUGGUGAAGGCGCACGGAGGGGGCCUCAACGCACAGGCGCAGGCCAUGGUUCUUGGUAUCGCCCGUGCCCUCGUUGCUGCCAGCGCUGCCAACCGCCCGCCCCUCAAGGCCCAGGGCAUGCUCACGCGUGAUGCCCGCUCGGUAGAGCGCAAAAAGCAGCUAACAAUGGCGGCAUUCUCGAUGGCGUCGCUCCAAUGCGCGCUCCCGCGCGUCUCUCUCUCGCAGUCCGCGGUCGCUUCGCCCGCGCGCAAGCCCGUCGUGUCCGCCGCUGCCGCCAUGGGCGCGUCGUCGUCGCGCCUCUCCGCGUCGUUCAACGGCCUUCGCCGCGAUAGCCUCAUCAGCCAGUCUUCCGACCUCUCCCCCCUCUCCUCCGUCCUCCCAUCCAACGGCUCGCGCGUCUUCGCGAUGCGCCACGGCCGUCGGAUCGCGCGGCUGGGUCGCCCCGCCGACCAGCGCAAGGCCCUCCUCCGCGGACUCACCACCGAGCUCCUCCGCCACGGCAGAAUCAAAACCACCGCGGCGCGCGCGAAAGCCAUGCGCAAAUUCGUGGACCACAUGAUCACGCUCGCCAAGGGAGGGAGUCUGCAUGAGAGGAGGCAGGCGCUAGGGUUUGUGUAUGAUAAGACGCUGGUGCAUGCGAUUUUCUCUGAUGCUCCGGAGAGGUAUGCGGAGCGGGAGGGAGGGUACACGAGGAUUAUCAGGACGAUGCCGCGACGGGGGGAUAAUGCUCCCAUGUGCUUUAUCGAGCUGGUGUAA